Blastocystis hominis is the source of this 664-nucleotide messenger RNA. RefSeq lists its product as hypothetical. The transcript has 7 exons. The coding region runs from base 46 to 651 and encodes 201 amino acids. The record is from RefSeq and is a predicted model, not a curated record. Gene Ontology annotation, biological process: protein phosphorylation; MAPK cascade. Lineage: Eukaryota; Bigyra; Opalinata; Blastocystidae. Gene Ontology annotation, molecular function: ATP binding; MAP kinase kinase activity.
GGCCUCUACAUUCGAAACAGUUCCAUCAACAUCGUGUUGGAAUACAUGGACGAAGGUUCUCUCAAGAGCCACUACUCUCCCCAGAACCCAAUUCCAGACCGUGUUCUGCGCUGUAUUGCUUGGCAACUUGUUACCUCCCUCAUUGAACUGAAGCGCGCAGAAAUCAUCCACCGCGACAUCAAGCCCGAGAAUAUUCUGCUUCACAGCAGCGGCUUAGUCAAACUCUCAGACUUCGGCAUUAGCAAAGUGGACUUGAACGAAUGCAAGACAUACGUGGGAACACUGAAAUACAUGAGUCCCGAACGCCUUCUAUCCGAGGAAUAUACAUGUCGAUGCGAUUACUGGUCCAUGGCAAUGGUUAUUCUGGAAGCUGCACUGGGGUAUUACCCGCUGCAAGUAGGAUCCACGUCGAUUGAUUUGGAAACGACGAUCACGCACUCCAGGUUUGAUGAAGUGUUUAAAUUGCUUAAUCAAGAUCUGGUGUAUUUCUUGCAGGAUUGGUUGCAGGAGGAGAGAAUGAGAUCAUUGCCAAACAUUAAAAUAAGAGAUAGGUGGCUUUAUGUCGAUGGGCAACCUCUGACAAAAGAAAAGAGUAUGAGUAUUAUUUCGGAGUGGCUUAAAUCUCUUCAUAAAUCUAGUGAUAGUGUUUAGUUCUUUUAUGCAG